Messenger RNA from Thelazia callipaeda (thelaziosis nematode), 372 nucleotides. Lineage: Eukaryota; Metazoa; Nematoda; Chromadorea; Rhabditida; Thelaziidae. The record is from the annotation of a GenBank genome assembly.
AUGCUGUUGUUGUUAACUGUAUGGAUUGGGAUGGUUUUGCAAGCGAAUGCUUUCAUUCAAUUCGCUCCUUUCUUCCAAAGGUUGCAAUGUGUUGGUGCAGUGGGACAACUGACCUGCAAUGGGAGACCAUCUCCCAAUGUGCCAGUAAGACUGAUUGAAGAAGACAGUGGAAUAUUUGAUCGUGAUGAUCUGAUGAGUGAAACACGUACAGAUGGAGCUGGUUUUUUCCGCAUUUAUGGAUGCGAGGAGGAGAUAUUAAAUAUUACUCCUAAACUCAAUAUUUUACAUGAUUGUAAUGACGAAACAACGGUAAUUUUCAUUUGUUGUCUAAUUAUUGUUUCUAAAAUCUGUCAGGCAUUUUUUUUGUUGUAA